Messenger RNA from Colossoma macropomum (tambaqui), 1028 nucleotides. RefSeq names its product complement C1q-like protein 3. NCBI's taxonomy places the organism in Eukaryota, Metazoa, Chordata, Actinopteri, Characiformes, Serrasalmidae. The transcript has 4 exons. The record is from RefSeq and is a predicted model, not a curated record. Bases 21 to 767 code for a protein of 248 amino acids. Gene Ontology annotation, molecular function: protein binding.
AGCCUAUAUAAUGAGACACAAUGCAGAGACCUUCAAGUUUCAGAAUGAGAGCACUGAUCCUCUUCGUAUUCUCACUGUACCACUUCACUGUGGCACAGGUCGAAGAUGGCAUCUCCACAGGGUCACAUGGGAGCGACUCAGAACAUUCAGAAUAUUAUUGCAGCCCCAAGAUUCUCUCAGAGCUCAAAGGACUGAAGAGCUUGGUGCAGGAGCAGAAAACUGUUUUGGAAGAACUUAAGAAACAAACAGGGAAUCAGUGCAGCCCUGAAACUCACUCUGAGCUCAAAGAACUGAAAUCCGCAGUGGCAGAGCAGAAGGUUACACUGGAAGAACUUCAGAAACAGCUAACAGAAAAACCAAAUGUUGCAUUCUCAGCGUCCCUUUUUGGUGAGGGUGGUCAGACGAUUGGAGGACACAGUUCUGAGGUUACUCUGGUAUUCCGGAAAGUCUUCAUAAACUUUGGAAAUGCAUACAACCCAUCUACUGGAAUGUUCACCGCACCAGUCAAAGGAGUUUACUACUUUGGCUUUUCUGCCUUUGCAAAUGGUAGAAACAGCAUGGGUGUACAUCUGUGCAAGAACGGACAGCAAAUCGUGGCUACCUACGAUUAUAACAGCAGCCAUAAAGAUGUCAAUGGAGCAAACAGGGCCAUUCUUCAGCUGGAAAAGGGAGACCAAGUGUAUAUUACCCUUUGGGGUGGUCUUCACAUUUUUGACAGCUACAACAGUGUCAGCACCUUCUCUGGAUUCCUGCUCUUUCCUGUGUAAUGCAGCUUAUUUGCAAACUUUCAGAUCAAAAAGAAUGCAAAUUGCAACAGAAGUGUUUUCGGUGAUGUAUAAAUUUAAACCUGUCCAAGAUGCAGAUUCAGCUGAGCAGAAUGAUGCUAAUACACCAGGACAGCCACUCUUUGCUAAUGCUGAACUGACCCAGACCAUUAAGAGUGUAUUCAUGCAUGGAAGUGCUGACCUGCAGCUUCACUUCAAUGUAAUAUUACAAUGAAUCUUCAUUAAACCUGAAUCCUCCGCUCA